CCUAGUUACCGCAACGAUCAUGUACAUUGCUAAAAUGAUUCACCAUAUUCCUUCAUUUCUCACCUAGCCCUUCGAAGUGAGUUCUUCGUCACUCUUUCUACUCUACCAAACACAAUACUUUCACUGCUCAAAAUUUGUUUUCCUCUUCCCCCACCGGGGAUAACCACAUCCAAGCAUGGCUUCUCCUGAAGCAGAAUCUUCCACAAUGGCAGAACCUCAAACAAUCAAGCAGCACCUGCCAACUGGUGAGAUGGCAGAGGAGAUGCGAAAACGCGAACCUCAUAACAACAAAUCUCUCGAGAAGUACCUACCCGUCGAAGGUUUUGUAUGGAAGUCGGAGCUGAACCCCGCGCGUACUUACCUCUUGACAACUUCAGAGUGCGAUGACUUCGUCAAAGUAUUCGAGGGACUUGUUGAGUUCUGGGGCGACGAACACGCUCCACUCUCCUGGCUCGUGGGUUUCUUCAAGACAGGUGCCUAUUUGGCCAAACAUCUUCGAAUCAGUGACUUUAACCCCCGCCAGUUCUGGAAAGAGGUUGCCCAACACAUGGGAGGUUGGUAUUGGCUGCGCGACAUUCACGAAGAGACCCUGUUCAACUUCUCAAUCAAGGCCAUGGCAGCGCGACAGCAAUUCAUCGACGAGCAGCCCGCGAAGACGGCUGAGAGCAUGAGGAAGCUCCUUCGCUAUAUCGACCACAACGACGAGGAUAGCGAUAGCGAAAGUGAUUACGAAGAUGCUUUAGAGGACCUGCUAGCUGAGGACACCGACGAGUUGGCGAAGGCGGUAGACAAGUUCAUCAGGAGCAUUCGCCAUAAGUGCUGCAACAUCGUCAGGCCCUUCAUCGUUUACCGACACGAACGUGAGGCGAUCAAUGAGGAGCGCAGGGUCAAGCGCGACCAGUUCCUGCCCCCUUGGGUCUUUGAGUCGGAUGAAGAGUUAGAGGACUACCUCUAGGAGAAGUCGGAGUGGGAGGUGAAGUGAUGUGAUGUUUUAGUUUCGCAAAAA
This is a messenger RNA of Hypoxylon trugodes, 1006 nucleotides long. RefSeq lists its product as uncharacterized. The record is from RefSeq and is a predicted model, not a curated record. Bases 176 to 955 code for a protein of 259 amino acids. Lineage: Eukaryota; Fungi; Ascomycota; Sordariomycetes; Xylariales; Hypoxylaceae. The transcript has 3 exons.